Molecule: messenger RNA, 1002 nt
Organism: Adineta steineri
Lineage: Eukaryota; Metazoa; Rotifera; Eurotatoria; Adinetida; Adinetidae
Source: the annotation of a GenBank genome assembly
AUGACGAAUGAUACUAGUAAGAUAACUAAUACAUCUACUACAAAUAAAAAUCGUCCAUGGAUACAAACAAGUCGAUAUGAAUUUGAAACAGUAUGUCGUUCAACAUUAUGUCCUAAAGAAUGGCUUCAAGUAGAUAAACUUUAUGUAUGUGAAUGUUGUUUAAAAACAACCAUUCAUGGAACAUCUGCUAGGCGACAUCGAACAAAAUGUUCGCAAACUCGUCCACCUGGUUGUUUAAUUUAUAGUCAAAAUGAUGUAAAUCUUUUUGAAGUACUUGGAUGGAAAGCACAAACUUAUUGUGAAGAUUUAUGUUUAAUAGCUACUCUUUUUAUUGAAAGUAAAGUCGAAAUAAAGAAUGUUCAUCGUUUUCGAUUUUAUGUAUUGACUGUUUCUCAUGAUGAUAAUCAAUAUCAUUUUGCUGGAUUUUUUUCUAAAUUACAAUUUCAAGAAAGACUUAAUUUAUCAUGUUUACUUAUUUUACCACCGUAUCGUAAUCGUGGUUUUGGAAGUUUAAUGAUUCAUAUAAGUUAUGCACUUAGUCAUUUGGCUAAUAUACAUACGGGUACACCUGAACGUCCUCUAUCAACACAAGGAUUAUUAUGUUAUAGAAAAUAUUGGAAAUCGAAAAUAUUUGAUUAUCUAUUAACAAAAACAACUGAUGAACAAAUUGCAAUAAAUGAUAUUAGUAAAGUAACAUCAAUUUCAACUUGUGAUGUUAUUGAAACAUUAGCAGCAUUAAAUAUGAUACGAAUGUUAGAAAAAGAUAAAUUAAUUAUCUAUCGUUCUCAAGAAUUACUUGAUGAAUAUGAACAAAAAUCGAAAGAAAUUAAUAUUCGACCAGAUAUCAUCAAUUUUGAUUUAAAAUAUUUAAAAGUAAAAGCAACUUCAAUUACAUUACCAUUUGAAAAUAAAUGUAAAAAAUUGAAAUUUGAUGAUGAUGAAACAGCAAUGACAUUUUUGAAUUAUUAUCCAUCAUCGCACAUAGAUCAACAAUUAGAUUAA